Molecule: messenger RNA, 1498 nt
Organism: Maylandia zebra (zebra mbuna)
Lineage: Eukaryota; Metazoa; Chordata; Actinopteri; Cichliformes; Cichlidae
Gene: psmc2
Product: proteasome 26S subunit, ATPase 2
Molecular function (GO): ATP hydrolysis activity; ATP binding
Source: RefSeq, a predicted model, not a curated record
AGUUGCGCAUAGCGGCGGAAGUCCAAAGCUGCUGUGUAAUUGUAGAGUUUAGCAGUCCUGAUUGUUCGUGACCAGACAGUUUGUUCACACGUUAGACAUGCCGGACUAUCUGGGAGACGACCAAAGGAAGAUUAAGGAAGAGGAGAAGGGUGACUCCCCUAUUAGAGCUUUGGAUGAAGGGGACAUCGCUCUGCUCAAAACAUAUGGUCAGAGUACCUAUUCCAGGCAGAUCAAACAAGUGGAAGAUGACAUUCAGCAGCUGCUCAAGAAGAUAAACGAGCUGACGGGGAUCAAGGAGUCUGACACAGGCCUGGCUCCACCGGCUCUCUGGGAUCUAGCUGCUGACAAGCAGACACUGCAGAGCGAGCAGCCGCUGCAGGUAGCAAGAUGCACAAAGAUCAUCAAUGCAGACUCUGAGGAUCCCAAAUACAUCAUCAACGUCAAACAGUUUGCCAAGUUUGUGGUGGACCUGAGUGACCAGGUGGCUCCAACUGACAUCGAGGAGGGCAUGAGAGUGGGGGUUGACAGAAACAAGUAUCAGAUCCACAUUCCUCUGCCUCCGAAAAUCGACCCCACUGUCACCAUGAUGCAGGUGGAAGAGAAGCCUGAUGUGACCUACAGUGAUGUUGGUGGAUGCAAGGAGCAGAUUGAGAAGCUAAGAGAGGUGGUUGAAACUCCGCUGCUCCAUCCUGAGAGGUUUGUCAAUCUGGGAAUUGAGCCUCCUAAAGGUGUGCUGCUAUUCGGGCCCCGAACCGGAAAGACCCUGUGUGCCCGGGCUGUGGCCAACAGAACAGACGCCUGCUUCAUCAGAGUCAUCGGCUCCGAGCUGGUGCAGAAAUACGUGGGAGAGGGCGCCAGGAUGGUGCGUGAGCUCUUUGAGAUGGCCAGGACCAAAAAGGCCUGUCUGAUCUUCUUUGAUGAAAUUGAUGCUAUUGGAGGUGCUCGUUUUGAUGACGGCGCCGGUGGAGACAACGAGGUCCAAAGGACCAUGCUGGAGCUCAUCAAUCAGCUGGAUGGUUUCGACCCUCGAGGCAACAUCAAAGUGCUGAUGGCCACCAACAGGCCGGACACGCUGGACCCGGCCCUGAUGAGGCCCGGACGUCUGGAUAGGAAGAUCGAGUUCAGCCUGCCUGACCUUGAGGGUCGCACCCACAUCUUCAAGAUCCAUGCCCGCUCUAUGAGUGUGGAGAGAGACAUCCGCUUUGAGCUGCUGGCUCGCCUCUGUCCCAACAGCACCGGUGCCGAGAUCCGCAGCGUGUGCACCGAGGCAGGAAUGUUUGCCAUCAGGGCCCGCAGGAAGAUCGCCACAGAGAAAGAUUUCCUGGAAGCCGUUAACAAGGUCAUCAAAUCAUACGCCAAGUUCAGCGCCACUCCCAGAUACAUGACCUACAACUGAGAGUGUGCUUGUGUCUGAUUUGGCUUUGUCAAAAAAAAGAGAGUCAAAAGGAUUUUGUUUUGUUGUUAUUGUUGUUCACUAAAAAAUAAAAGUUAUUCCAGA